Molecule: messenger RNA, 7951 nt
Organism: Onychostoma macrolepis
Lineage: Eukaryota; Metazoa; Chordata; Actinopteri; Cypriniformes; Cyprinidae
Gene: frem1a
Product: Fras1 related extracellular matrix 1a
Exons: 39
Coding region: 484-6990 (2168 amino acids)
Biological process (GO): cell communication
Cellular component (GO): membrane
Source: RefSeq, a predicted model, not a curated record
AAAAUAGCUUUGCUCAGGUCUCUAUCCUCCAGUUCCCCCCCCUGAUCUUCCGUCAACAGCAAACUGACUAUGCAGUAAACAGCAGCAAGCUAAAAGAAGCCUUCGGAGCAGGACAAUCCCUCCUCCCUCCUCUGAGUUUCCACACAACACCCACCUCCUCCACUUCUCCCAUCUCUCUCCGCAGGGGUGUGGAUUGCCAUCGGGACUCUUGUCAAUUAGACAGUUGCUGUGGAAAGCGGUGGAGUGAAAGAAAGAAGACAAACAGUUGUGGAGUGACAAGUGCUGUGAUUUCAGAUAUCACAUCUCAUGUAAUGAUUGGAGAGAGAACAAGAUAUUUUCCUCUGACCUGAUACACAUGAGCAAUGCUUCUGAUCGUCUCUCGUUAGUAUCAAGAAGAAGUGGAGAUGACUUUAUAUGAAAACAUUCACAGGACAGUGCGAGACCAAACAUUGCUGAGGUCCUGAUCCACACAAACUCAACACAAUGACGGCAAAAGACAGGACGUAUUUGUCUUUCCUCUUGCUGGGUCUUUUCCAGCAGAUUCAGGGCUCUCUGGUAAAAACCAAUCUUGGUCUAAAGGUGAAGCGAGGGCAGUCGGUCUCUCUGCAGGAGGAGGAUCUGCAGUUUCACAUACCCAGAGUCAAGGACGCCUGCAAGCUGGAAGUUGUGCUAAAUGAGCCCAUUACACAGCGGGUCGGCACUCUGACCCCACAGGUUUUUGACUGUCACUUUUUGGCUGACGAAGUGAAAUACACUCAUAAUGGAUGUCCGAUUUUAAAAGAAGAUACUGUUAAACUUCGUCUGUACAGAUUUACAGAGACAGAGACGUGCAGUGAGCUGUUCUCUCUCCGUGUUGAAAUCAUGGAGCCGGACUGUAAUGCGAUUAAGUUCGGAUCACAGAAUCUGGAGGUGCCAGAGUUUUAUGGCCUCUCCAAUGUUCUGGACGGCAACGUUGUGUCUUUCCACUAUGAACACAGACAUAAUAUUGAGUGCACAGUUCGGGUGACAACUUUGGAGACACAUCUACCUGUUCACGGUCAGCUAGUCACUGGAGAACCGGAGAAACCAGAGGGGCCGAGAGGGGAUGAACCAGACAGCUUUGUUUCUCUACGAAGACAGCUGGAUAAUAAAGCCAGAGCUCACUGUAAGACUGACGAGUGUCUAAAGGGUCUCAAACUGCUGAAGAUCACCAAAGUACCAUGCAAUGAUUUCCUCAUGAUGGGCAUCCGUUACCACCACACUGACCCACCAUCUCCAGACAUAGACUACAUCGCCAUUAGACUGGACCUCACAGACACCCGCAGCAGGAGCAUCAUCCAGUCGGAGCAGGCCUGGAUCCCGGUAACCAUUAAGGAUGCAAUGCCCAAUCAGCCACCCAAGCCUGCUUUUAUGUCCAUGUUCAUCUUAGAGGUGGACCAGUUCAUCCUGACUCCGGUCUCCACGGCAACGCUGGACGCGGAGGAUGAUGAGACACCCAAACAGCGGCUGGUGUUCAACAUCACUAAAGCCCCUAGUGAGGGCUUCAUCACUCACCUGUCUGACCACACCAAACCCAUCACCUCCUUCACCUGGACGGAUCUCAAUGACAUGCUGAUCAGCUACCAGCCUCCAAACUCCAGCCACACACAGCGCAGGAACUAUGAGGUGGAGUUUGAAGUGCAUGAUUUCUACUUUGAGAAAAGCCAGCCUGUGAUUGUACACGUGUCAAUCAGGACAGCUGAUACCAAUGCGCCAAGAGUAUCGUGGAACAUGGGUCUCAGUCUGUUGGAAGGUCAGUCUCGUCCAAUCACAUGGGAUCAGUUUCAGAUUGUCGACAAUGACAACCUGAAGGCUGUGAAGAUCAUCACUGUGGACGGCCUGCAGCACGGGAGACUCACGGUUAGAGGUGGAAAAGGUUUCAUGUUCACUGUGAAAGAUAUAAAGGACGGCGCAGUUCGCUACCACCACGAUGACAGCGACACGACUAAAGAUUACAUCGUCUUCCGCAUUACUGAUGGCUUGCAUCAAACCAGACACAAGUUUCCCAUCAACGUCCUGCCCAAAGACGACAGUCCGCCCUUCCUCAUUACCAACAUGGUGCUGGAGCUGUCUGAAGGCCAGACGGCUCUUCUGAGAGGAUCCGUUUUGCAAGCCUGUGAUUUGGACUCCAGUGAUGACUAUAUCAUGUUCAACAUCACCAGACCUCCACAGGCAGGAGAAAUCAUGAAGAUGCCUGGUCCUGGCAUCACAGGAUAUCCUGUGACCCGUUUUCUUCAGAAGGACGUCUUCCACUCCAUCAUCUACUAUCGGCACUCAGGCUGUGAGGAGUUCGAUGACUCUUUUGAGGUGGUGCUCUCUGACUUUCAUGACCCUCCUAAUCUCUCAGAGCCUCAGGUCAUCGUGAUUCAAAUCCAGCCCGUCCCUGAUCAGCCUCCACAGGAGGCAGCAGGUGUGACCAGGCACCUGUUUGUCAAUGAGACCGAUGUCAUCUACUUGACCAAGCAGCAGCUGCACUUUGUGGAUUUGGAGUCGCCAGAUAGUGAGCUCACGUACACCGUCACCACUCCACCUUUCUACAGCACCACCUAUGGAGGGUCUGAUGCAGGAAGGUUGUUUCUGGUUGACAGCAUCCCAAAAUUUACCAAGGACCCAAAUGCUCCAAUGCUGAGACUUUUUACUCAGCAUGCGGUCAACUACAUGAAGGUUGCUUACAUGCCCCCCAUCCUGGACAUUGGCCCGUUCCCUCAGCACAUCCAGUUUGUCCUGUCAGUGACCAAUCAGCAAGGCAGCACGACCGCUGGAAUCUGCUUCAAUAUAACGGUCCUGCCGGUGGAUAACCUGGCACCAGAGGUGCAUGUGAAGCCGCUGGCGGUGGAUGAGGGUGGAGAGAGCUGGGUGAGUGAAGAUCACAUGCGUCUAUCAGACCAGGACUCUCUACAGGACUCUCUGCACGUGGAGCUGAAGACCGGACCCCAGCAUGGCAGCAUUUACCUGGACGGCACAGCCAUGAGUCCAGGCCAGAUAUUCACAGUCAGGGAUCUGAAAAGCCUAAAAGUUAGAUAUCGCCACGACAGCUCUGAGACAGAACAUGAUGAUAUUAAAUUCAUUGCCACGGAUGGGAUAAAUAUUGCUGACUUUGUACUACGUGUCAAGGUGACGCUAGUCAACGACGAGGUGCCAGUCCUCGUGCCAGGAUUGAAGCAUGUUUUAGUCUGUGCCGAGGGACAGGAAGUGCUGAUCACCAUAGAGUACAUCUGUGCCACUGAUCCUGACAGUGACGACGGCACCCUGAUGUAUAUGAUCGCCCGACAACCAUAUCAUGGGGUAGUUCAAAGAAACGGCAUCAUUGUGGACCGCUUCAUUCAAGCGGAUAUAACUGCUGGCUUAAUCUCCUAUAGACACACAGGACAAGAGAUUGGGCUGCAGCCACGUCAUGAUGUCGUUACGUUUGUGAUCUCUGAUGGAGAAUCGGGGCCAGUUUCUUCCUGUUGCAGUGACAGAGCCACUGUAUUCAACGCACAAACACCUGAAGUACAGAACGCCCUGCCUGUCUAUGACCUUAAUAUCACCGUUUAUCCUGUGAACAACCAACCACCAUCUAUAGCUGUCGGAGAGGUGUUUAUGGUGGAUGAGGGCGGGUCAGCCUCCAUCACGGUCACUCAUCUGAGAGUCGAAGACCAAGACUCUGCUCCAGAGGACCUUAACCUCAUUCUGGCUGCUCCGCCACAGUUUGGAUACAUAGAAAACAUCCUGCCCAGUCCAGGAUUCGAAAAGAGCAACAUGGGAAUCAGUAUUGCCUCUUUCACCUACAGGGACGUGUUGAAUGGACACAUUAACUAUGUCCAGUCUAGACACCAGAGGAUGGAGCCCACCACCGACCAGCUCAUGCUGCAUGUGUCCGACGGGAAACAGCAGUCCUCUUCAGUCCCUCUCUACAUUAUCAUCCGUCCAACCAAUGACGAGAUUCCAGAAUUCCUGGCCAGAAACAUCACGGUUCGGGAGGGAGACAUGAAAGAGCUGGACUCAUCUAUAAUCAGUGCGGUGGAUCUUGAUGUUCCCAGAGAGCGUUUAAUGUUCAGCAUAGUUCAGCAGCCUCAGCACGGAUCCAUCAUGAGUGUGCCACACGGCAAUGAUGUGACACUUCACAAGCGUGGAUCUGAGAUCCCUGUGGAGCACUUCACCAUGGACGACCUCAGAAACGGCAUGACUCUGAUGUACGUGCACGAUGACUCUGAGAGUGAUCAGGAUGGAUUUAUUGUUCAGCUCUCUGACGGGAAACACCAGCUCCAGAAACACGUGCGAGUCAAAGUGCUGCCUGUCAAUGACGAGGAGCCGCAGAUUAUACGGAGCACUGGGAUUGAGAUGGAGGCUGGGGAGUCCCGGCUGAUCUCCAGUGCUGUGCUCAGCGCUCACGAUAAAGACACUCCAUCCUCCGACAUUAUCUAUGUGUUUGAGAGCAUACCGAGCCAUGGUGUCAUUCAGAUGAAGGUAGGCACAGACUGGGUGUCUGUAUCAGCAGGGAUGAACUGCUCUCAGCAGGUUUUGGAUAUGAACCUGUUACGUUACCUUCACACCGGUCAUCCUGGAGCAGCCGCUGCUGACUUCUUUGUCUUCCACCUGUUGGAUGGCAAGAACCGCUCUCCUGCACAGCACUUCCACAUCACAGUCAAAGAGCUGGAGAAAGGAGACAUAGCAUUGUUCCUGAAGCCCGUGAGGACGAGUCGCGGGGAGCGUGUGAUCCUCACCACAGACAUCUUGCUUGCUGUAGACGGCACUGACAAGCCGGAGGAGCUGCUGUACGUCAUCACUGUUCCUCCAGCACAUGGACAUGUGGAGUACAUCAAACACACCGGAGUGCAAAUCCAGUCGUUCAGUCAGCUGGACGUAGCAGCAAACCUGGUGUGUUACGUACAUGACAACAGAGCCACUUCACCUAAAGAGACCCUGCGGUUUGUGGUCAGCAAUGGCAUAUCAACUCGCAACGGGACCCUGGAGAUCCUAGUGGAGAUGACUGAUAAGGUUCUGCCCACACUAGUGUGUAACAGUGGUCUGCGGGUUCCCCAGGGCUCCAGCAUGACUUUGACCCCUGAUGCCUUAUUCCUGUCUGACCCUGACAGCCCACACACUGCCUUGAGCUACAGGGUGCUGCAGCCGCCCCAGUACGGCCAGCUGCUGUUGAAGGGGCAGCCGCUGCUCGCUGGCAGUAAUUUCACGCAGCAGAAUAUUCAGGAUUUGGAUGUUGCGUACAGACACUCUGGAGGAGCUUCUCAGAUUGAUCGCUUCAGAUUCACAGCCUCUGACAGCACGAAGAGAGGCUUCCUGCUGGACGGAAAAGUGCAAACAGAGCCCGUCUUCUUCACACUGCAAAUUGAAGCUCUAGACAGCGCCGCUCCGCAGAUAGCAGUGCUGGAAACGCUAUGGAAAGUAGAGAUACUCAAAGAUGGUCGUUAUGGGAUCUUCAUUUCCUCCAGAGAGCUCAAGGCUCAGGAUCUGAACUCAGCAGAUGCUGAUCUGAUCUAUCACAUCCUCAGAGCACCAUACUUUGGGUACCUGGAAAAUUACACCAGUGGUGAGUUUGUGAGGCAGCGUUUCUCUCAGAAGGAUCUGAACAGAAAGAAUAUUGUCUACAUCAUAAACUCUGCUCUGGACGCUUUAACUGACAGUCUGGAGUUUGCUGUUUCUGAUGCGCUGGGAAACACCGGAGCCUCUCUCAAACUGGAGUUCAGCUGGGCCAGUGUGCAGCUGACCAGGACUGAGUAUGCAAUAUGUGAGAGUCUAGGGUCAGUCUCACUGACCAUCCAGAGGAAGGGAAAUGUGCAGGACUCGUCUUAUGUGACUGUACAGGUGAAAGACCUAACGGCAUUUGCUGGAAAAGACUUUAUACCGGCUUCAUCUCUGAUUCAGUUUGACCCAGGGGUGGUCAGUCGAGUAUGGAAAGUGGAGAUUGUUCAGGACUCUUUAGAGGAAGCUGAUGAGAAAUUUGAGGUUAACUUGGUCUCUCCAGUGGGUGCAGUGCUGAAGGACAACUCAAAAGCCACCAUCUUCAUAAAGGACACAAAUGGGCAGUGCAGAGAGGGCCGGUUUAAAGCGGACACUGGUCUUCAGGGCCGAGAGGUGCAGCCGGGGCCGUACCCUCAACACGGCUCCAUCCAGGUGGAGACAUUACCUUUCUCUCAGGGCUACAUCAGAGGAGAUGGUGAUAUAAUAGUUCAAGCUCCCACUGCUACAAAAAAAAGACUCAGAGUCAUUGGGAAUGGGAAAGUGGUUCAGCCUUCUGAAACCAUUCGUCAAGGAUCUGAUGUCAUUUACAAAUAUCACGGUAUCAUGUCGAUGGCGGUGGAGGAGGACAGCGCAGACUCGGGGUCUGACAGAAAGGCUCGGGUGCAGGUGACCAGCUGGGGGCAGCAGCACCCUCCUCACGACAGGACAAAACCCCAGCACACCGUCCCGCACACGAACACCAGAGCUGCACAGCGUGUUGCGACUCAGCCGUCCUCCAAACCCUGCACUCCAGAGCUCACUGGCUUUCUGCAUUACAAUGACAGCUCGGCUCAGCUGCUCCGCUGUAACGGGGACUCCUGGAGGCCCUGGACCCCAAAUAACGAGACUGUGAAAGCACAGAAAUGUCCUCGAGGAUGGACGUAUCACAACAACUACUGUUAUAGACUGAGCGCCGAGCGCAAAGCCUCGUGGAGUGCCGCGGCGCGGGCCUGCAGAGAGAGCUACAAUGGAGACCUGGUCAGUGUUUUGUCAAAAGGAGACAUGGACUGGUUGUGGGACUUCAGUGACAGAAAACCCUUUUGGAUUGGUCUGAAUGACCGUGACAGCAAAGGCCGCUGGGAGUGGGUGGGUGGAGAGCCGGUCACUUACACCAACUGGAGGCGGAGCCCUCCUAAAAACAGGAAGAAGGGAACGAAGAAGUGUGUCCUGGUCUGGAGGAAGACGAAGUGGCAGAUACGAGACUGUAUGAAAGGAAAGGGACACCGCUAUGUGUGUCACGUUAAAAUGUGAGUUCAGUCGCAGCUGCACAGGCUUUACAUAACCAGAGGACUCGACAUCUCUACUACUUAGUGCACAUGCUAAUCAUGACGUGACUGUGCUGUACUGUGGUUUGUUGUCUGCUGAUGCACUUCAGACUCUGUCUGUUAGAGAGCAGCCACGUUAACAGCUGUUGCCAUGUUUCGAAGCCCAAGGGCGACAUGAUCACAAAACAUGUUCUCUAACUCAGAGGACUGUCAUGUUACGUGUUAUAAUGUAAAUGUAAUGUACUGUAUGCUACUCAAUGUUAUUUGUAUUAUAUAUGUAUUUAUUACUGUAUGUGCUCUGUAUGUCAUGGGAAUGGGAUCUUUUAGAUUUUGUAGCUAUGUUUAUAAUUUUUUAGUUCGCAUUAGUAGUUUUUUUUUCUAAUUAAAAAAAUAAUACUGUAUAGAUGUCACUGCAACGAUCACUACUUCAAAAUAAAAUUUUCUGACAUGACAUCUGAAACUGAUGUUCUAUCAUUUUUAUUUGUCUGCAAAUUUUUGCUAAUAAUUAUGUCAGAGAUUAAAUAUACACCCCAAAAAUAUUCUAGGCUCUCAGUUGUUGUAAAAAAAAAUCUCUCUUAACAAAUAGUUAUUUUUUAUUUUUUUAACACUACCAUACAAAAGUUUGAGUUUUUGAAAAAUUAUUAAUUUUAUUCAGCAUUAAAUUGGUCAAAAUUGGCAGUAAAGACAUUUAUAAUGUUACAAAAUAUUUCCAUUUCAAAUAAAUGCUGCACAUAAAUAUGAUCAUGGUUUCCACAGAAAUUUUAAACAGAACUGCUUCCAAAAAUAAUGAUAAUCAGAAAUGUUUCUUGAGCAGCAAAUUAACAUAUUAGAAUGAUUUCUGAAGGAUCACGUGACACUGAAGACUGGAGUAAUGAUGCUGAAAAUUCAGCUUUACAUCACAGGAAUAAAUUAUCAUUGUUUAAAAAUAUAUUAAAAUAGAAAACAGU